Molecule: messenger RNA, 1651 nt
Organism: Microdochium trichocladiopsis
Lineage: Eukaryota; Fungi; Ascomycota; Sordariomycetes; Xylariales; Microdochiaceae
Product: SPFH domain/Band 7 family protein
Exons: 1
Coding region: 59-1369 (436 amino acids)
Cellular component (GO): membrane
Source: RefSeq, a predicted model, not a curated record
CAGCCGCCUCUCUCCCUCCCAAACCACACGACACAACCACCACCCACCACCCGCCACGAUGUCGCUCAUGCACUCGGAAAAGGUGCUGCUCACGCCCGCCAUACGGCGAGGGCUCAUCCAGCCCGCAAAGGCCAAUGCCGCCGCCAUUGCCAGGACCGCCGCUGCUGCCGCCACCGGCUCGUCAAUACAGCAGCACCACCCGCACAGCUACCUCCACCGGCGGCACACGACACAACACAUACGCAGCUUCCAGACCUCCUCGCGAGCCCUCAUCGGACCUGGCUCCGGCGUCCUCGGCUCGGGGGGCGGCGCCCUCGGCCCACUUCCACCUUCGUACUUCCAGCGCCCCUCUCUCCCAGCCAACACAGUCAUCCGCUUCGUCCCGCAGCAGACGGCCUGGAUCGUCGAGCGCAUGGGCAAGUUCAACCGCAUCCUCGAGCCCGGCCUCGCCAUCCUCGUCCCCUUUAUCGACCGCAUCGCCUACGUAAAGUCCCUCAAGGAGGCCGCCAUCGAGAUCCCGUCCCAGUCCGCCAUCACGGCCGACAACGUGACCCUCGAGCUCGACGGCGUGCUCUACACGCAGGUCUUUGACGCGUACAAGGCGUCGUACGGCGUCGAGGACGCCGAGUACGCCAUCAGCCAGCUCGCGCAGACGACGAUGCGCUCCGAGAUUGGCCAGCUCACGCUCGACCACGUCCUCAAGGAGCGCGCCCAGCUCAACACCAACAUCACCGCCGCCAUCAACGAGGCCGCCCAGGCCUGGGGCGUCACCUGCCUGCGCUACGAGAUCCGCGACAUCCACGCCCCGCCCGCCGUCGUCGAGGCCAUGCACCGCCAGGUCACCGCCGAGCGGUCCAAGCGCGCCGAGAUCCUCGAGUCCGAGGGCCAGAGGCAGUCGGCCAUCAACAUUGCCGAGGGUAAAAAACAGAGCGUCAUCCUGGCCUCCGAGGCCAUCCGGUCCGAGAACAUCAACCGCGCAACCGGCGAGGCCGAGGCCAUCUUGAUGAAGGCCAAGGCCACGGCCAACGGCAUCGACGCUGUGGCCCGGGCAAUCGCCUCGGGCGGCGCUUCCGCCCAGGGUGCCGUGAGCAUGAACGUCGCCGAGAAGUACGUCGACGCGUUUGCCAAGCUCGCACGCGAGAGCACCGCCGUGGUCGUGCCGGGCAACGUGGGCGACAUUGGCGGCAUGAUUGCCACGGGACUGAGCGUGUACGGCAAGGUCGGCGAGGCACAGAGCAGGACAAUGGCCAAGCAUGUUCUUGAGAAGGGCGGGGUUGUUGACGCAAACGAUCAGAAAGGUGGCCAGGGGACGAAGAGCGUGGUCGACUCGGUGGUGGACGAGUUUGACAAUACUACUGCGAGGCGGUAGAAACAGCUCACUCGACUCGUCAAUCAAUUGGGGUGGUGAGGAUGAUGAGAGCUAUGCCUGCCUGGUGUCAUCGACCUGUCUCCCUUGUACACAUAUUCUUUGUUUUGUUGUGUGUGUUUUGAGCGGAUGGGGGCGGGAAAAGAGACAAUUGGUGCCGAGGUAAUCAUUGUACAAAAAUUAGCAUUCAAGAAACGCAAAGAACUCGAAACAAAGCAAAAUCUUUGAAAAUCAACCACGUUCACUGUGAUUGCGGGUGAGCAGAAGGCAGCUUGUGAUGUGCUC